AGACGUUGGCACGCCUUCUGCUGGUUGUUGCCGCGUCGACGGUAUUGUUCAACAUCAUCUGCCUACUACCUCACAUACCGGGGRACUCUCUCCAAGCAAACCCCUACUUUUUCAGCGAAAACGGCUUUAUGCAUACGACUUCAAAAUCAAGCGGCAAAACGAACACUACCGUCGCCAACCACCAUAGUUCUCGAACCGGAAGCGACGACAGGAGCGGAAAAUCUAUUAGCGAUUGGUUCCGAGACGAGGCCGGCGUUGUUCUUACGCCCGAAAUGAAGGAAAAGCUUCCGACGUGGUCGCAGGUUCGGGAGGUGGUAGGAGAGGGUCCGGUCAUUCUUGGACUCGAAUCAUGCCCUGCGUAUCGAGAAAAGGUCCCCGCCCUGGAGAGAAUGCUAGGAUCCUCGGGCAUGUUUAAUACAGGAACCAAUCUUGUCACCCACUUGCUCAAGAGAAAUUGUGAAAUUCCCGAACGGCGAGAAAAAAUGGGACCAAACGAAUCGAAAGAAUCCUACGGAAUGAGAUGGGUACGUAAGGGAAGCCAAAAUACUGAAACAAACAGAACAUGACACGGAAAGUUCCAGGAAGGCGGAAUGAUUGUUAUGUACGCUUGUUGAAGUAAAGUGGGUGAAUAAUUUCCUUUUCAUGGUUGCAAUGUUGCCGAUCAAUGCGUGCGUCACCCAUGGUUGAUUGUUCUUUCGUGUCUUACACAAAGUUUUUCUUUUUUGCCAUAACUACAGCAAGUGCCCUGGGGCAAACAUACACCAGUAAAAUUCAGGARCAAACAUUCUACCCAAAAGGCGAAGGAAAUCAAGAAGGAAUUCAUUUUGCCAGUCGUCACUACUCGUCAUCCUUAUUCAUGGUUUGGGAGCAUGUGCAAGAACGGAUACACCGCCAGRUGGGAUCAUCAGAUAACUAGAAAAAAGGGCGAUGGUAAGAAUGAGAGGUGCCCACGAUUGAGACAAGGGUCGAGGCCGGCUGCUCCAUGGAAUCCAGUSAAAGUCACUUAUGCCGAGAAACGCGAGGACAAUCACUUAUCCUUGGCACAUCUGUGGAACGACUGGUACUCGUAUUACACAAGUGUCGAGGGAAACUUUCCAUUUCUUAUCAUACGGAUGGAAGACAUGGUAUUUUACCCAGAGGAAUUGAUCACGCAGGUCUGUGAAUGCGCCGGUGGAAAAAUCAGAACAGAUCAAAAGUUUCAGUUGAUCACCGACAGUGCCAAGGGAGAUAGUCGUGGRCACGAUACGUCGACCGGAAUAUAYGAAGCAUGGAUCAAAUACUCCAAACCCAACACAAAGGAACGGUAUGGGUUUUCAGAGGCCGAUUACAACGAUGCACGCACUGCUCUGAACGAGACGUUUAUGAAGGCUUUAGGCUAUCAGCACCCAUCUUGAUGAUUAAAUGUAUCAUUGAAAC
Pseudo-nitzschia multistriata is the source of this 1416-nucleotide messenger RNA. The record is from the annotation of a GenBank genome assembly. NCBI's taxonomy places the organism in Eukaryota, Bacillariophyta, Bacillariophyceae, Bacillariales, Bacillariaceae.